Messenger RNA from Pocillopora verrucosa, 2391 nucleotides. RefSeq lists its product as uncharacterized. The record is from RefSeq and is a predicted model, not a curated record. NCBI's taxonomy places the organism in Eukaryota, Metazoa, Cnidaria, Anthozoa, Scleractinia, Pocilloporidae.
UCUUUUUUUUCUUUUUGCUUCCGUCACAUCUGUAUUGGACCUAAGCUAGUGCAGACUAAGACAUUUUUGAUCGAGACGCAACAGACAUCAGUAACAUUCUUCACUCACAGACCACGAAGAUUUAGAGCUUCAGUAGACAGAUCGAGUAAACAGCAAAGAUUGAAGUGCACUCGCGACGUUCUAGAGAACCAAUGCCUACAGUUAUGGAUAAUCAGUGGUCUUCACCCAAGUUUAUCACUUGUCCUGACUGCGGAGAGAGAUACGACAGUGCGCACAAGAGGCGACUGAUCGACACUUGUGGUCAUCCGCGAUGUUACUCGUGUCUUUUUGUGGAUAAACCGUGCCCUUUGUGUCAAAAGCUUCCACAAGACCCCAGGUCACGUGCCAGUUCAUUCCACGCUGGUAGCUCUGGUUCUGAGGAAUCCUUAAGCGUGUCAAGCAACACUCUCUCAUCCGGGAACCUCAGCAAGGAUCAGAGUUCGCUCUCACACCCAGACCUCAGUGAGAUACACAAGGAACGCGCGGCCACCUUGCCUGCUCGUGGCUUCAGAACAGAUAACUACUUCAGGUCUCUAUACAGAUAUGACCCUCACGCUACGGAAAAUACAGACGUCAAAGAUUUCAAGCAGAGGAACAGGACCGUGCAGAAUUAUCAUAAAUCACUGGAAAAUCUCUCAGACCAGUUUUGGAAAAGCGUUGAAAGAGCUUCGAGUCCAUUGGGACGAAGUACAAUCUCGUCAUUAAAAAGUGAUGAUUCUCCUCCGUCAUCAAUAAGGUCCUCUACUGAUGACGUCACAUCCACUCUUUCCAGACUAACAGUUCCAGACCUACCCAGACGGCGCUCAGCCACGGAUGUCCCGAAAAGACCCGAGUACCAGAAACGUGAUUCGUAUCGAAGCGAAACGUUACGAAAACCAGAGAUUGCCGAAAUAAGGCCACGAUCACAGUCCGACAUUGCCGCAAUAAAAACUUCCGAAGGCGAAUUUAGGGAAAGGCAUUUUUACACUUUGCCAACCAAUUUCCACCGCUCAGAUUUUGACAGACAUCGGGCCGGUUCCGAUAAAUCAUCGGACACUUCGCUGCCUUUUUCCGAUUCAUGCUCGGAAAGUUCCGGCGAUUCCGACCAUUUGACCGUUGGCAAUCCGCGAAGCCCGCCGUACAAAGGAAUGACAAAGAGAUUGUCAUAUGACGAGAAUCAAAACGAACGAUUAAAGAUCGCAGAGGAGCGACUUCUGAGUAGAUUGAUGGGGACUGAUGAGGAGGCAAAGCGAAAGAGGGAUGCUAAAAAUGUUAUCCAUUGGGUGAUAGAGCCUCCUAAGCAAGAUGAGCCAAAGAACACCAGUGGAGUGCACACGGACAGCGGUCAUCCAACAAAACCAGAUCCUCCAAAACGAAGAGACAGCAGUCAAAGACUCAAUGGCCAGAAAUCACAAGAGAUCAAUGGACAGUAUAGAACAGUAACGUCGCUCUGAUGCGCGUGUUAUACAAGACGUUUGAAAAGAAACAGACUUUAUCAGUGCAAUCUGACACAGUAUCUGAUUGCGAUUAAUAGGAUUAAUAUUAUUCAAGAUUAGGCUGGAAGGCACUGAUUAAUAUUAUAUUAAUAUUAUUCAAGAUUAAGAUGAAAGGCGCUCUGAGGACCGUUGUUGAUCAGGGGUCUGAAAGCAGGACUUUACGAGCGCGUUAUAUGAAAGUUAGAUGAGGAAUGAUUAAAUUAAGAUACGAAUACCGUUUGGCGAUUAUCGUAAUUUUAAUCAGCUCUUAAAAAAGAAAUACACUAAAAAGAUGUAUUUAUGAGCAGGUUUGACAUUUGAAUGAGCGUGUAAUAUCCUAAGAUUGAAUCAUUCAUUUUUUUUGUUUUAACUGUACUUAACGCUUUGUGUGGUGUGUAAUGAACAUGAAGGAAAACGGCUUCAUAGUGGUACAAAAUCCAGUUUUAAGUUUUAGACAAAGAAAUAUGAGGUAGUUAAAAGAAAUCUAGUUUUGUAAAUAAGCGCCAAUAGCUUUUAAGGGAUUUGUCUUUAAUUGGAGCAUAUAUCAGUAAAGAGAUUGUGGUUAUAACGUUUUUGAUUUAAACUUUCAAUGAAUACUUGCUGUGUUUAAGGAAAAAACAAACAAAGGGUUGUUAAAAAAAACUCGGCAUUCAAGGGACAUCGACAAAUUCAGUGCUUUUUUGAACUGUAUGCAUAACUUAAGAAUCGACUUAUAGUUUAAUACAUUAAGUAGUAUUGCAAUGGCAUGUGAUUCACACGAGCAAUGGCUGUACACUAAGAAUGGAUGAUUUCAAAAACAAGUCUUUAAACUUGAGUAGAUGAGAUUUACAACGGGUGUUUUUGCAGGUGUAUUUCCUUAUAGAAAUUUACACGUAUAAAUAAACAUUUUCAUGAUGAA